CGUGCACCUGCGAGACCUGGCAACAGUCAACAAUAUGGUGGACAACAUUUAAAAAAUGGAACAAAAUUAUAUAAAUACUUUCAGUGUUUUCACCGUGAAAAAUGCCAAGAUAGACCUAAAUGAGGGAUUCAUUUACACUAUGAAUGUACACUGUUAGUAAGGCGAAUAGUUUAAAGAGAUCGCCAUGCCGCUAAACUGGGUGAAAGGCGAUUAUUUCGCCAUGCUCAUGCACACAGAUAAACGGGCACAUGGAGCCUUGGAAAUGUUGGUCGACGAUCUCCAUGCGCAAAAGGAUAGCACUAUCAGCCAUUUUCUGUGUCAUUCAGGGUCUGAAGAUUUUCUAUGGGGCCUUGUGAAGCUUAUUGGCAAUGACAAUCCAAGAGUUGCUGGGAAUUCUGCCUACAUAAUUGGCACCAUUGCUGAGAGUGAGAUAGGCUGUGUAAGAAUUAUGGGAUUGUUAGCCUCCACACAACCUGAAGCUCACAAAAUCCUAUCAGAUCUGACCAGAAUGUUGACCUUUGAUGAUUCAGAGAGUGUGAUGAAUGCAGCGGGCACCAUGGGAACACUGGCGGAAUCUCAUGAAGGGAGGGAGUGGAUGCUAGGGGAGAGUUGCCUUGAUGAUACAAUAACACACAUAACAGCACUGCUCAAUAAUGAAAACAUGUGGACAGCUAGUAAUGCUGCACUUGUCCUUGCGAGGUUGACAAUAGCAGAGGAAGGCUGUAGUCGACUAUUGGAACACAAAGACACAUCUGUAAUCCUCUCCAAGAUCGUCAUGUCCCUGGGGGUUGAUGAGGCUGGUCGUGGAAUGAAUGCAGCAUUUGCUAUUGGUCGUAUGUGUGACAUGGAAGAAGGCAGAACCAGACUUCUGAAGAUACCUGAGUCAGAGAGAAUGAUCUCAUCUCUAGCCAAGAUGCUGUGCUGUAAUGAUACAGGAGCCAGUAAGAAUGCUUGUUUUGCACUCAGUUGCUUAGCAACCAAUAAAGAUGGCCACGCCCGCUUGUUGAAUAACGCACAUUCUGAAGAAGUACUUCGCACCCUCGCUACAUUACUGUGUGCAGAGGAUGGAGAAACUGGCUGGUUCGCUGCAAUGACCCUGAGGACCCUAGCUAGCCAACCUGUAGGCUGCCUGAGACUGAGGGAACACAAGAUUGUCAUCCCAGCACUUCUGGAAGUGGAGAAGCAGAGUGAAGUAAGCCCAGACCUAUUGGAGGAGGUAGUUUCAACUUUAGAGAUUCUCAAACGUCUCUCUAAACCACCUCCUCCCUCCGCUGAAGUUCAAGGCCCUACACAAAUAGAGCUGACCUGGGCUGAGGUGACAACCAAGAGUGGCUUUAAUGUAAAGUACAUCAUCUAUGAUGGCAACAGGGCAGUGUACCAGGGCAAAGAGCUCAGUCAUACAUUCACAAAUCUUGCCCCUUAUACCACAUUCAACUUCAGACUGAGGGCUUCAACAACAGGGGAUGACAGCCCUUGUAGUGAUCCUGUUACCGUGACAACAGAAGAAUCAGUGCCUGAAGCACCCACAAACCUUAGGUUCUUAGGUAGCACAACUACACAGUUGAAGGUUGGCUGGGAACCCCCUGAGAACAGUAAUGGGCAGUUGAAGAACUACUUUGUAUACCAAGGAAACAGUUGUGUAGACCAUACUACUGAACUGAGUGCCAUUAUAAGUGGGCUGCACCCAAACACGACUUAUGAAGUCCAUGUGUGUGCUUCUACUUCUAAAGGCAAGGGACCUAAAGCAUCUAUGAGUGGUUCAACCUCUGAGUUAGGUGCCCAUGCCCCAGCCAAACCAACGGUGCAUGUGAUUGGUAGAAAUGAACUGAAGAUAACAUGGGAUGCCCCAGAGGUGCCACUUGGACGAAUAUCUAAGUAUGAGGUCACAAUGAAUGGGAAAGUAGUAUAUUCUGGAAAUGCUUACAGUUUUUCUCCACACCGACUAACUCCUGAUACUGAAUAUGUUGUAACAGUGGCUGCAAUAACCAAUGAAGGGCGUUGUGAAAGCAAACCUUCUAAGAAACGUACCGCAAAGGAUGAGUUUGAUGAAUCUACCAGGCCACCUCUGUAUCCAGCUCCAACCACUGUUAGACAUAACACUAUCCAUGUCGAUGAUGGGGUCAAAACAACAAAAUCCAAGAAAAAGAAGUCGCAUCCAUUGACACCUGAUGGCACAAAGCUUCAUAAUAACCAUGUUCGAUCAACAAGUGCAAUAUCAAAGCCACGGAGUGCCCCCGCCAGCAUGCACAAAAAAUCACGAAAGAACAAGGCAAAAGAUGACACGAAUACUCCCGUCCUUGAGUCUCUAGAUCUGACCAGGCCACAGUCAGCCUCUAGCAGCGAAAGUGCCAAUAGGAAGGAGGGCCUUACAACUGUGAAACAAGAAGAUAUAGAAAAUUCAUCAAAAUCAACAAACAGUGGGGAAAAGCAUUCAAAGCAGAUGCACUCGCCCAAUAAACUUAAGAGUGAGAGUACCAAGUUAACAGUUAAUGUGCCUAAGGCUCAAUAUGAUAAUUCACACUCAUCAAAAUCAAAAGACAUGUCACAGAUGGCUCAGCGCCAUCUUUUAAAGCCAACAAGUAGUAGUGAGGACACCGACCCUGAAGUUACGGUUGCCAAGAAAAAACAUAAAAACAAAAACCGUGAGGGACUAAAAUCACCAAAACAUUUACACGAGCUUGACCCUCAUAAACAUAUGAAAGCUAAAAAUGACAAAAUGGAUGUUUUAACAAAAAUGGCAUCAAAAUAUUCAACUAAAAGUGAGAAAAUAGAUAAGACUGAUAAUCUCGUCAAGACAGAAUCUCAAGAACAAUCUAGUAAAGACUCCCUGCAUAGACAUAAAAUUUCUAGUCCUGAGGAGGCUCCACCCCAAUGGGGGAUAGAACAGUCCACUGCUACCAAGCAGUUCUACUCCAAUAUGUCUAGGCAUCAUGGGAAAUUACCUCCUGAGGGGGACACUCGUCCUGGCCUAACAGGAUUUGAAAUUGAUCCAUCGUGGCUUGCUCAGGCCCAAAAACACCAAGACCAGGAGCUUAACAGACAAUUUAGUACAAGUAUUAGCCUGACACAGACGGGAAAGGCAUCUAGGAACUACCCCUCCACUCAACAAGGUUAUGGUGACAUUGACCUACCUGCUCCAAAAAUACCACACAGGACUAACACAUUUCUAGGUGCUCAUAGGCCUAUACUAAAGAGAAACCUUGAGAAACCCACGGUGAAGUCAGUGGCGCUAUCUAACACAAUGUCCACUCAUCAAUGGCAACCCGAUUUCCCAACAAGCCAGGUCCAACACAGUGUUCCAGGAAAGGGAUUUGUACCCAUGCAAUGCAGAACCCAACCACUAAAUCUACCUGGCCAUGUGGGCGCUAAUCUGCGAAGGGGAAACACAAAUCUUAAUGUUCUUGAGCGGAAUUCUCAUGUGAGGCAGCUAGAAGCCCUUGCUAGAAGUCAAACCCAGAUGGAUCCCUUUGGAAACAUAGGUGGCUCUCAUGAUCCAAACUCUGCUGGUGGGCCCUCUGGUGAUGCCCACUUAGGUAUGAUGGGGGUGGGCCAGCGAGCUCCCCCUAAAUUAGCAGUUGCUAGGGACCAGACCUCAAGGCCUCAUGGUACUAAGUCCAUAUCUCCAAGAAGGCAUUCCUCUCCCAUGCAUGGUGUCACCUGACAUCAUGAAGACAUAACCAAGAUGUCUUAACUCAAAAAUAAAAAAGCACUGUGUCAUAUAAACUCUCAGCAUUAUUGUGGUGAAAUGUUUGGAAGCACAUUUCCAUAUUAGUGGCAAAGUUGGACUUUGAUUGAACUUCAAACAUGGACUUAAAUUUAUGAUUUCCUCUCAGCCUCAGUCUCAACCGGAGUAGCAGUUUACAGUAUAAAAUCUGUCUAUGUUAACAGCAAAUGUGAAGGGCAUUCACCUUAGACAGGUUUUAAUGCACUUAUAUUUUCCUGUUCUGAUUUGUUUUUACAAUUAUAAUUUUCUUACAUGUUAUUGAGGUCAAAGUAUAUUCGUAAUGAUACAGUUUGAAAUUGUUAUACAUGUACAUGAAUUACAUUGUACCAACUUAACUGUAAUACAAGUAAUUAAAUGUGAUAUGAAAGUGUUCCUAUCCAGUUAUACAUUUAAAACCUGUAAAAUAGAAAAGUGGUACUAUAGUACAUGUAUUUCCAAGUUAUCAAGGGUCAUCUUCUUAUACAGGUUACUUUUACAGUUCUAGGAUGUAAUAAAGACAAAUAAUAGUUUCGCUUUAUAUAAUUAUUAUAUUGAUAAAUUUUUAUACAAAAAGUGUCAAUAUUUUAUACAAGAAACUUAUCUCUUUAGGCCCAUUUUUGUAAACAGUAUUUAGAAACAGGUUUUAUACAAUAUUAGAAUCUAGUUCAUUAUAGGGAAGGAUUAAAUCAGAGUAAACUUAUUAUAAAUAUGUUAGUGUUUGACUAUUAAAGGCAUUAAAUACCAUAGAAUGGCAAAUCACAGGUUUCUGGAAAGAAUGAAAUUAAAUGUGGAUUUUCAAGGUUGAGCAGUGCUCUUUUAGGAUAUAUCUGAAAUUAUUUAAUUUAAAUAAUAGGAUCAAUAGAGAGGCUUGUAAACCAAGCAAUAACUUUGUAAGUCAGAAAAAUAAGUGUGAAUUAUUUAUUACAUUUUGAAUUACCAAGGUAUGAACUUUUCAUGAUUGGAAAUCAAACUGGUAAACUGGUAUGUAUUUAUUAUUCACUUCCUUUAAAUAUCAUUCUACAGUUCCUUGUAAAGUGUGAUAUAUGAUAUAUUUUGUUAUAAACUCAAUCCACAUAGUAGAAUGGUAGAUUACUAUGUACUGU
Owenia fusiformis is the source of this 4806-nucleotide messenger RNA. Lineage: Eukaryota; Metazoa; Annelida; Polychaeta; Sabellida; Oweniidae. The record is from the annotation of a GenBank genome assembly.